CCCCGCCGCUGCUGCUGCUCUCCGUCGCCGUCGCCGCCCGUGACGCUCUCAGUGCCGCCACAGCUGCUCGUUGGGUGCCUCUCAUGGGCGCUGGGAACUGACUCCCCGCAGGGACUUCUGUGAGGCCGAAGAGAGAGGAGGAGCGCGGAGCGGUGGCGAAAGAGGAUGAACCACGUGGGCAGCCCUGUGAAAGCUUAUGACUUCUUGCUGAAAUUCCUGCUGGUGGGCGACAGCGACGUGGGCAAAGGAGAGAUACUAGCCAGCCUGGAGGAUGGAGCCACCGAGUCGCCUUACGGGUACAAUAUGGGUAUUGAUUACAAGACGACAACAAUACUCCUAGAUGGGCGUCGAAUAAAGCUGCAGCUCUGGGACACAUCUGGGCAAGGCAGAUUCUGCACCAUAUUUCGUUCCUAUUCCAGAGGGGCCCAGGGCGUGAUAUUGGUAUAUGAUAUUACAAAUCGCUGGUCAUUUGAUGGCAUUGAUCGAUGGAUAAAGGAAAUAGAUGAGCAUGCUCCUGGUGUACCCAAAAUCCUUGUUGGCAACCGCCUACAUCUGGCCUUCAAACGACAAGUAUCUACUGAGCAGGCACAGGCCUAUGCUGAAAGAUUAGGCAUGACAUUCUUUGAAGUAAGCCCACUCUGUAAUUUCAACAUCACAGAGUCCUUUACAGAACUUGCAAGGAUUGUGUUAAUGAGACAUGGAAUGGACCGGCUGUGGAGGCCAAACAAAGUCCUGAGUUUGCAAGAUCUUUGUUGCCGCGCCAUAGUUUCAUGCACCCCAGUGCACCUUGUGGACAAACUUCCACUCCCUGUUGCCUUAAGAAGCCAUCUUAAAUCGUUCUCUAUGGCCAAUGGACUUAAUGCUCGGAUGAUGCACGGACGUUCCUACUCUCUCACUGCCAGCAACAACAACAAAAGAAAUAGUCUGAAGAAAGUCAAAAUUAUCCGUCCACUCCAGAGCCCUCCGAAACACUGCACCAGAAAUAGCUGUAAAAUCUCCUAAGCCUCAGCUUGGAAAGGUUUGGGCCAGAGCCUUUAACACAAGGACUCAUAGUCAGGUCUGUUGUAUGUAUUGCAUUACAGAAACAGAACAAAAAACAUGCUAUUUUAGAGUCAUUUGUUUUAAAUAAUGCUGCUUCCAGAUGUGUGAUGCACUCUGUGCAAACAAAGGGAUGUGAAACUUUGCUGUUGGGUUUUUUAUAUAUCAAUUUUUUGAUGUGCAUGAAGACUUUGUGUGUUUUAUAAAGGGAAUAAUAUAUCGCACUACUCAGCUUUCGAUGGCACUAAAUCUCAGAAGUAAGUUGUUUUAAUUGCUCAGAUAUUGUUUAAUGGCUACUUUUUAUUUGGAGUUAAAUAGGAAUCAGUGUCAGUCUGUAAAUGCAGGCAGUUUCUUAAACCACAAUGUAUUGUAUACAUUGUAAAAGCUACAAAUUCUGUAGUGAAACAAAUAUUUGUGAUGUUGCAAUAGAGCAUCUGAAAAUGGUUUUGUACUGCUUCCUCAGUGAUUUUGAAACACUACUUUGAGCUACCAGUGUGUAAAUGCAAUAUACACAAGAUUUUCUCCCAUCCAUGUAUAAAAUAUUUGAUAAAAGUUUUGCUAUGUUGUUUAGGGAUUAAUCUGUGGUUUAUAUGCUUAUUUUUCUGGUAAAUAUACAUUUUUGUAAUGGAUAUUCUAGUGAUCAGUUAUAUUGUGAAGAAAGCCAAAGACAUCAGAUGUAUUUGCCACACAGCAGUAAGAAAAAUGUGGUUUUAAAAGCUGCUUUAUCGGGGAAAGGACGCUAUUUAAAAAUAAAACACUUUUUAAAAGCUCUAAAAAGUGCUGGGGUGAUUCUUCCUAGUUAAAUAUUUUCCUGGUCUCCCAAGACUUUGUUGAGGUAAUGACUUUCAUUUAUAAUUUGUUCAUGACUUGGUUAAAGGGUCAUCUACCAGUUUUGUCUGUGAAGUUACAUUGAACAGCUGCCCAGAAUGGCUAGGGCAAACCAGUCAGAUAGGUGGGGGCAAAUAAUAAAAUUAUUAUUAUUAUUAUUAUUAUUGGCUGGUAGUUGGUUUUAAGUAAACUGGGGGUAUUUCCCAUUGCUGUACUGUUCUGCUUUCAACUUACUUUGUUUCAAUAUUGUUUUGCUUUUUACAGUAUUUUAUAUUGUUCAGUUUGAUUUGAAUUGAAAACAUUUCUGAUGGUUUAUUAUUUAUUUUUUUACUCUGUUUUUCCUUUACUAGACAGAGUUCUCUUAAGAACAAAUGCCCUCUGUUACCCCCUUGGCUGCCCCCAUCAUCUUCCAGGUGAACAGCCAGAAGCCACAUGACACCAUCAAUAACACUUCUUGUUUCAGAGCUGCUACUGCAAGGGCAAUAUCAUCUGCCUAUAAAUCUUAUUUUAUUAUUGCAAUCCACUAUAGGAACAUAAGAUGCUGGACCAGACCAAAGGCCCACCUGUUCUCACAGUGACCAAUGAGAUGCCUCUGGGAAGUCCACAAGCAGGACAUUAGCACAACAGCAUUCUUCUCCACUUGCACUCCUCAGCAAUUAGUAUUCAAAGGCAUACCACCUUACGAUACUGGAGGCAGAAAAGGCCAUUACAGCUCAAAGCCAUUGAUAGAAAAAUUAUGGAGAACAAGGUGAAGUUAACUCUUAAAGCCAUCCAAGUUGGUAGCCAUUACUACAUCAUAGAGUAGCUAAUUCCAUAGUUUUAAUUGUUUACUAGGUGAAGAGGUAUUUCCUUUUCUCUGUCCUGAAUCUUCCAAGUUUGAGUUUCAUGGAAUGAUCCUGAGUUUUAGCAUGAGAGGGGGAGAAAAACCUAACCAGACCCACUUUCUCCAUUCUACCGGUAUACAUAAUUUUAUUCACCCUUUUUGUAAAUUGAAAAGCCCCAAGUGAAGUAAGCUUUCUGCAUAGAGGAGUUGUUCCAGCCCCUUGAUCUUAUUGGUUGCUCUUUUCUGCAUCUUUUCCAGCUCUGCAGUAUCAUCUUUGAGAUGAGCAGAAUUUCAAGUACAACACACAAGAUUUACACUUUUACUGGGCCAUCCACUACAACAACCCCAAAUAUAUUUCCUGCUCAAUCACCACCAGUUCAGUGUAUAUGAGAAAUGAUGGGUUUUUUGCUCUGAAAUACAUCACUUUACACUUGCUUACACUGAAUUACAUUCACCAUUUUAAUGUCUAUCCAGUCUGAAGAGAUGGCCGAGAGUUCCUAACAAUCCCUUUUUGUUUUUACCAGCCUACACAGUUUUCUGUCAUCAGCAAAGUUGUUGACCUCAUUGCUCACCUCUAAUUCAAGACUAAAUAUCUAAAUUGGCACCCAUAGGCAAAUGUACUCAGAGCUUUUCUUCUCUUGCCUUUUAAAAUUAAAAAACCAAAACAAAUACAGUCUUUAGCCCUCCUAGAAAGUAAGUUAUGACGCAAAAUACGCAGGUACGCAGUUUCUGUGAAAUGAGCCAACCUGGCUGCUCCUGUCAGUCAGUAUUUUUAGCCAAUGAGUGAAGUCAAAGCUGUGAUUGAUAAGUGAUUUGUUUGAAAACCAGCAAUAGGAAUUCCUGGAGUCUGCAGGACCUGCUGUUUCUCUGUCUCAUGUUUGAAAAGCAGUAUUCAAAAAUAAAAUUAUUGCCAAGCAUAAGCAAAACACACUUGCCAAGCCAACACAUCACACCUCCAUGUCACUUCAUGUUCCUAAUUGUGAAAGUGCUUGAUGAAGAAGAAAGGGAGGAAACCGUUUCCUAAGCACAGUGAACAACAAAUGAAACAUCAGAACAGAAAUUGUAGUACUGUAUACGGUAGUAUUGUGUGUAUGCCAGUGUGUUAUUGAAACCAGCAAUGUCCUUUGGCCUUAUGAAAAAUGUGCGGUCUGAGCACUUGAAGGUUUAUUCCUCAGCGCAUUGUCUUAAGCACAGCAACAUAUGAAGCAUACUGUUAUAGGUCUACAGAUGCUAAAUGCCCGGGUUUAAUAUAUGUUGGAAUAUAAUUAGAACUGGGAUGUGAAAAUGGCAUGUCAGGCCACUGUGUCUUAAAAUGUGUAUUAGGUUCUGCAGACACACUUCAAAGCUCCUGAAAUUAACAUGUGAGAAGCUUAAUGAAGGCAGACCCUGUGCCAGCCAUGGCUAACCCUGGAGAAUCAACAAGUAAAAGUUAAUUAACAGGUAAUUUCCUUGUGAGGUGACCGCCUGGGGACAAGCCAUUUAGGCGACACAAAGGGGUGAAAGGGUAAGCCUCAUUUGCAAAUGUGUGGGCCAGGGCAGGAUUUAAGCUACUGAAUUUAAUGGGGCCCUUUAUGUGUCCAGCUGUCCUUUGUCAACGACAAAUUGUUGCUGUUUUUUGUUUCAGGUAGGUAGCUGUGUUGGUCUGACGCAGACGAAAUAGAUAAAAAAAAAUUAAAAAUUGUCCAGUAGCACCUUAGAGACCAGCUAAGUUACUUCUGGGUAUAAGCUUUUGUGUGCAUGCACACUUCUUCAGACUUAAUUGUCAGGGGUCCUUUACCCUUAACUGGGCUGUUUUUUGUGUUGAAUAUAUGCUAUAAAGUAAUUUACUGACCUAAUAGGUAUCUAAAAUCAUUUGCACACAACAAAUACAGUGGUACCUCGGGUUACAAACACCUUGGGUUACAAACACUUGGGGUUACAGACUCUGCUAACCCAGAAAUAGUACCUCGGGUUAAGAACUUUACCUCAGGAUGAGAACAGAAAUUGUGCGCUGGCGGCGCGGCGGCAACGAGAGGCCUCAUAAGCUAAAGUGGUGCUUCAGGUUAAGAACGGUUUCAGGUUAAGAACGCACACAAAACACUGUUGCUGUAUGUAGGUCUUAUUUUAUUUGUUUUUUAAUCUUAUAUUUUGGAAAUGUACAUCCAGGUU
Zootoca vivipara (common lizard) is the source of this 4837-nucleotide messenger RNA. It is a transcript of the gene RAB40B, whose product is annotated as RAB40B, member RAS oncogene family. Gene Ontology annotation, molecular function: GTPase activity; GTP binding. The record is from RefSeq and is a predicted model, not a curated record. Gene Ontology annotation, biological process: intracellular signal transduction. Lineage: Eukaryota; Metazoa; Chordata; Lepidosauria; Squamata; Lacertidae.